UUAGAGCAAAAUGAGAAAAUAUAUACCCAAGAGCCAGCCGCGAGGUGGAACAGGUGUCAGGUGCUUCGCCGCUGGACCUCCCUUUUUAGUUCUCCAGAAACGUGUGAGAUCUUCAAAGAACACUGCAGGAAGAACGCAUUCUGCAAAAGAUAAAGCCGGCCCAACGCAGAAGCCCACUGAUGUGUUUGAUUUCCCCGAUAAUUCUGUUAUCUCCAGCAUCGACAGGCUGGGUGAAAAUGAGAAAGAUGAAGAACCUUACGAAAUCUUUGACCCUCCUCUACACAGCACCGCGAUAUAUGCUGAUGAAGACGAAUUCUCCAAGCACUGCGGGUCCUCCGUGCCCUCGACUCCUCAAGGAAAAGAGGCGGAGAGAAGGUCAGACACUUACGAAAUUGAAGCAGGUGAAAACAUGUCUACAGAGAUGAGGGCCAAAAAGCCAGGAAGGAGAGGCAGGCCCAUUAGCGAUGACUCUGAAAGCACUGAGGAAGAGGCUGUAAGAAGGAAAGUUCAACCAGCAGAGAAAAUCAGGACACAGCCAGAUACACCCCAUACAUCCUCGGAGCUUCCAGAGAAACCGGCUGCGUCGGUCACUCCUAAAAACAUCAGACCCCGUAGCGCCAAGUCCGCUGUUGAAAAAGAGCCCGAGACAGAACCACGUCAUUCGAAAACUCAGAAAAAGGUGUUUUGUGGCAGAAAGAAGAAAUCAAGAAGUGAAGCCAGAGACUCAGAUCGUUCCGACUCUCAACCUAUUUGGUGUCUGAAAGGAAAGAAAGCCAGUGACAUCUCAGAGUUAGAUGUCGUUUUGUCUGCCUUUGAGAAGACCAUCCUGGAGUAUGAGCAAAAAGUAGAAUCUAAAAUUUUUAAGGAAGCCAUCAAAAAAUUUCAUUCUAAUAUGAAAGAAGAACUCAUCAAAACGCUUAAAGAAGUCCAGAUGUCAAAAACUCUGAAAAGGAAGAACACGAAGAUUAUUUCAGAUAUUGAAAAGAAAAGGCAGCGUUUGCUUGAACUCCAGGAUGAACUGCUUCGGUUAGAACCACAGCUGAAACAACUACAAGUCAAAUAUGACGAACUUAAGGAGAGAAAAUCUUCCCUCAGGAAUGCGGCGUGUUUCUUAUCGAACCUAAGACAGCUUCAUCAAGAUUACUCAGAUAUUCGAGAAAAAGAACCUCAUGUAAAAGAAACGUAUGAUUCAUCCAGCCUUCCAGCUCUGCUAGUCAAAGCGAGAACCCUUCUGGGAGCUGAAAACCACCUACAAAAUAUCAACCAUCAAUUGGAGAAGCUCCUUGACCAGAAAGGUGACCAAUCUACUGAAAUGUGACUCUGUAAAGACUAGUCCCCUGCGCUUGCCUGUU
Molecule: messenger RNA, 1352 nt
Organism: Neogale vison (American mink)
Lineage: Eukaryota; Metazoa; Chordata; Mammalia; Carnivora; Mustelidae
Gene: CENPU
Product: centromere protein U
Exons: 13
Coding region: 11-1318 (435 amino acids)
Cellular component (GO): nucleus
Source: RefSeq, a predicted model, not a curated record